GGGGGACAAAGGUCAACAUUUAUCUCAUAGCGCCGUAGCUGCCCUUCAUCUUACAGCACUCUGGUACAGUACUUACUGUACUAGUACUGUGAUAUUCCCCGACACUCGACCUCCGAGGUACAUACAGCACUUGUGCUACAGCAAGCCCGUAAAUCAACAACAAGCACAUCAUUAAUUCAGAUGGGUUCCAUGACUGGCCUGCUGAUUUUAACUCAGCCUGUCCGUAAGAUUAUCCCAAGUUUGCCUAAGGUUCUGAAGGCAGCAUCUCAGCAUGUCACCAAGACCUUGUACAUUCAUCUUGACCCAUUGGCUAAGACCAAAUUGCCAGAGACCAAGCAGUGCCUUGCCCUCUACAGCCAUAUCAUCACAAAUAUAUACGCCAGUUCACCAGCCCAGUGUCAAGGUUUGGAUGUAAGAAUCCUCAUGGCAGGAUUUAAGGACUUUUUAGAAGUUCCCCUUAAAACUCGCAUGAGAAUUGAUUUAGUAAUGUUUGAUCAAACAAGAAGUGGGCUUGAAUUGGUUGAUUUGGAAAAGAGGUAUAAAAGUUUUGUAGCUGGCAGUAAAAGUAAGGUUUUCUUGCUUGAAGAGGAGUGUCAAAAUGAAGAAGUUCAACUGCCAGUAGAUCCAAUUAAUGAAGCAUCAAAUCAAAUCUAUUCCAGUGUUGUUAUUGGUGGAACCUUUGAUUGUAUACAUGCUGGCCACAAGAUCCUUUUAUCUGAAGCACUAAUAAGGUGUAAAGACAGGUUGACUUGUGGCGUUGCAGAUGGGCCGCUUCUGAAAAACAAAACACUAGCUGAACUAAUUGAGCCUUGUGAUAAGAGGAUUAGUAAUGUAAAAGAGCUUGCCAUUGAUAUUGAUCCUACUGUUAACUAUAAUAUUGUACAAAUUACCGAUCCAAUGGGACCCACAAGAUGGGAUCCUGAUAUGGAUAUGAUUGUAGUGAGUGAAGAAACUAAAAAGGGUAUAAUAAGCAUCAAUAAAGAACGUGAAAAAGGUGGUCUUAAAGCACUUGAUGGAUACAUCAUUGGAUUAGUAGAUGACCGACUCCGAGUACAUGACGAGGAGGAGGUGAAACUUAGUGCAAGUUCUCAAAGAAUGAGACUUCUUGGAACAAUUAUUAAACCUAUAACUCCCAACACUAACAUUCCAAGUCAUCCAUAUAUUAUUGGCUUGUCAGGUGGCUCUGCAAGUGGUAAAUCAAGUGUUGCAAAACGAUUUGAAAAGCUUGGUGCAGGUAUAGUCGAUUGUGAUAAAUUAGGUCAUGAGGCUUAUAGGAAAAAUACAAAGUGUUACAUCAAGCUGAUUGAAACCUUUGGUUCAGAUAUUGUUGGCAGUGAUGGUGAAAUCAAUCGCAAAGUCCUAGGUGCAAAGGUAUUUGGUGAAAAGGAAGCCCUUGAAAAACUAAAUAGUAUUGUUUGGCCGGAAAUAGGAAAUCUGGCAAAGAAAUGCAUCAGUGAUUUGGAUGACAAGGGAUUCAACAUUAUUAUCCUGGAUGCUGCAGUACUUCUUGAAGCUGGAUGGGAUACUCUUUGUCAUCAGGUUUGGGUAUGUAUUAUCAAAAGAGAAGAGGCAAUCUGUCGCAUUAUGGAACGUGAUGGGAAAACACAAGAAGAAGCCGAAAAAAGAAUUGAUAAUCAGAUGUCAAACAAAGAUCGUGUUGCACGAGCCAAUGUUGUGUUUUGUACACAAUGGAGCGGAGAUUAUACUCAGCAGCAAGUUGAAAAGGCUUGGUCUAUUCUUAACAACCACAUUGAAGAGGAAAGAAAGGAUCACAAGUCACAGCUGUAAUUAUAAAUUUCUUCAAAUGCUAAAAGAGAAUUUACGAGGUGCCAAUCCUUAACUGUACAUCUCUGUUUACCCAACAGUAACUGGGUAUCUGGUUGUUAAACAAUUAGCCGGUAAUAUGCCAGGGGAAAACUAGUGGGUAAGGCUUACCAUGAGCUAUGGGACAGGAAAGCUUCAACAGGAUUCAGCAGUCAUCUGUUCCUGGAAAAUAUUAAAAGGACUAGUUCUAAAUUUCCAUACAGUACAGAAAUAACACCACAUGAGACCAGGAGGCAUCGCAGUAUGUGAAAAAUACCCCCAUUGAAAAGCAGAAUUGCAAUAGGCAUGCUGAAAGAGAACUCUAUCAACAUCAAAGGCCCAAGAUUUUUCAACACUCUUCCCCUACACAUACGGAGCAUAACUGACCAACCUCUUACAGCGUUCAAAAUAGUACCUUUAAAGGAUAUUUGAUCAACCAGCCUGUGACUCUUAUGUCAGGCUACGAGCAAGCCACACCCAAUAGCCUUGUUGGUCAGACCAACAAAUAGGAGGCCUGGUCAGAGACCAGCUCGUGGGAUACUAAUCCUUGGAAUCUCUAACUGAUCAACAGAUCCUGUACCCACCUGUGUGUAAAAUAAAAAAAAAAACAGUAUCAUAAGUGCUAACUAUGGUUUAAUUUAUUCAAGUUGAUAAUGAAUAAAUUCAGAAAAUGUCCUAGAUUAUAUGCUGCUAUUUUCGAUAUUUUUAUAAAGCCUAACUAAAAUGUAUAUAAAAUCUUGACAAAACUUUUCCAUAUAUAGUACAAUACAUCCUUAAAGCCUUCACCUUCUAAAUAAGAACAAUUUUAAAGAUGUGCUUCACAGGUACUACGAACAAAUCUACGAACAUUUCUUCAAGCCUUAUCAUUGAUGUAUUACUGUAUUUUCAAACGCGCCUUAGUAUUUUGAUACUUUCACCAUAUUUUUAAGCAUUAUUGCACAUUAUAUACAUGGGAAAAAAUUUCUAUCUUCUAUGCACUACACAGUACCAAAUUUGUUGUAUAAUGCAUUAGUUAAUGUGCAUCUUCUUAUUACUAUAGAUCUCUUUCCAGUCUUCCUAAUAGUGUAGAAACCUUUGACUACCUGUAGUAGGUUUUCUCCUCAUCCUUUAUAUUUUUUACUUUCUUGAGCAUUUCUUUAUUUAAAAAUAGUGUGAUAACUUUCCUUUACAAGUUUUUUUUUUGUUAAUAGAGUACUAUAUUUUUUUGAAAGACUUGACCUUUCUGCAAGUCUGCAUGAAUUCUCACUCGUAUAUCACACAGACUUUUAGUUUCUUACUUCUCCCUGCUAUCACCCAAUCAUACAUCCCUCCUAUUAAGCAAUAAUCUUUGCAUCAAGUUACUGCUUUCAUCUCUAAUCCUCCAUCAAUCAAUCAUUCUUUAAUAUUUAUUUCAUUUGAUCCUUUUAGUGUGCAAUAUAUUGAUUGGGUUUUCUUGAAAUAUAAGUGCCUUUGGUUUGUUCUUUAGUAUUUGCUUAUACAAUAUUGCAUUUAAGUUUCUUUAACUACCUGCACAUGCAUAUACAUUACUGUGUUCCAUUGAUAUACUAUAUUCCUAUUGAUGCUUGAUACAUUUGCUUCUACCUAGGUAAAGGGCAUUGAAUGAGAUUGACAAAUUUUAUUUGAAAAUUCAGUACAGAAUGUAAAUAAUGGAUUUGCAUUGAUGCUUCAUAUACUGUAUUGUAAGUGAGGUAUAUAUGAAAUGGAUGUAGGUAAUUAUAAUUAAAUUGAUGACCCUUGAUUCUGUAUGUAGAAAGUAGUAAUAUAAGUAAAAAAAAGUGAUAAUUAACUAUGGUUUAUUGGAAAGUAUGCAUGAGCUAAAUAUAAUUAAAAAAUAUUUUAUUAUUUGAAAAAGUGUAUGGCUCACAAAAGCAUUUUUUGUGUGUGUGUGAAUUCCUCAAAUUGCUACAUAAGGCAAUUCUUCAUUGAUGUAUUAUUAUCAAACGAUCCAUAGUGCUUUGAACUUUCACUAUAUUUUUAAUCAUUAUUGCACAUUAUAUACACUUAAUGUUAUGACAUUGUGAUCUGAUACACAUUCUUCGAUCCCACAUGUCUCUCUAUAAGGUCAUGUACUGCUCUCCUGUUUUCUCUGGCAUUAAUGAUUUUAUUUCCUUACUUUUGUACACAGUAUUGUACAGUACCCGCUGUACAGAUUGCCUUUCUUUAUACGCAUAUUUCAAACCAAUGAGUAAAUGACAUUAUUAUCUCGUAUUCAGCGAUUGGGCAGCACAGAAUUUCUCAGCACACAUUUAUACUCAUAAAUUGGAGUACAGUUUAAAGAUGUUUUUAUGUGAUGUCAAAAAAAAUUGGGGGAAAAUCUUAAAUGCUGUAUAGCAUAUAACUUAGUGUGCAAGAAAUACAUUUCAAAUACAGACAUGGCAUGGUAUAAUGUUUCUGGGCAAUGUAGGGACCAGGUAGUACACUACAUGCAAAUACAGUACAGGUGUUCAUUUGUAUUUAUUGUACCAUGUGAUUGAAUUUUCCUCAAGUAAAUUGUUACAGUAUUUU
Procambarus clarkii (red swamp crayfish) is the source of this 4308-nucleotide messenger RNA. It is a transcript of the gene Ppat-Dpck, whose product is annotated as Bifunctional Phosphopantetheine adenylyltransferase - Dephospho-CoA kinase. Gene Ontology annotation, molecular function: ATP binding; dephospho-CoA kinase activity. Gene Ontology annotation, biological process: coenzyme A biosynthetic process. Lineage: Eukaryota; Metazoa; Arthropoda; Malacostraca; Decapoda; Cambaridae. The record is from RefSeq and is a predicted model, not a curated record.